CCCAAAACAACCGAAACCACCACCACACCGACCACUACAGCGACGUCAACUACUACUGAAAUGACUACCGAAACCAUCACCACGCCGUUCACUGCCGCGGUGUCACCCACUACCGUGACGUCAACUAUUACUGCAACGACUACAACACCCACGACAACCGACACCACCACCAAGCCGACCACUGCCGCGGCGUCACCCACUACCCCGACGUCAACUACUCCUGAAACGACUACAACUGCCACGACAACCGAAACCACCACCACGCCGACCACUGCCACGGCGUCAACUACUACUGAAACGACAAUAAAUCCCACGACAACCGAAACCACCACCACACCGACCACUACCGCGACGUCAACUACAACUGCAAUGACUACAACUCCCACGACAACCGAAAGCAGAACCACGCCGACCACUAGCGUGGCGUCAACUACUCCUGAAACGGCUACAGCUGCCACGACAACCGAAACCACCACCAUGCCGACCACUACCGCGACAUCAACUACUACUGCAACGACUACAACUUCCACGACAAGCAAAACCACCACCACACCGACCACCACCACGCCGACCACUACCGCGACGUCAACUACUACUGAAAUGACUACCGAAACCACCACCACACCAACCACGCCGGCCACUACCGCGACAUCAACUACUACUGAAACGACUACAACUCCCACGACAACCGGCACCACCACCACGCCGACCACUGCCGCGGUGUCAACCACUACCGCAACGUCAACUACUACUGCAACGACUACAACUUCCCACAACCACGCCGACCAGUACCGCGACAUCAACGACUACUGCAAUCACUACAUCUCCCACGACAACCGAUAG
This is a messenger RNA of Scleropages formosus (Asian bonytongue), 843 nucleotides long. Its product is annotated as salivary glue protein Sgs-3-like. The transcript has 3 exons. The record is from RefSeq and is a predicted model, not a curated record. NCBI's taxonomy places the organism in Eukaryota, Metazoa, Chordata, Actinopteri, Osteoglossiformes, Osteoglossidae. The coding region runs from base 61 to 843 and encodes 260 amino acids.